UCGAGUGGACAUUGGCAUUGCAGCAGCACUAAUCGACCGGAAGGAAGGCAAUGCCGGCAAAUAUCAACACCCACCCACCUCACGUCAGUUCGUAGCCUAGUACAUAUAAGCAACUUAGCGCGCAAGCCAGCGUAAUCCUUUCGUUAAGAGGAAUAUCGAGCGAAUGUUGCGUGCGAUUAAGUAAAGCGCGUCGUUGAAGCGUUGAAAGUGAGCCGCCUUGAAUAGCGUCAUAAUCACUUCGAUUGCAGAUUAUCCAUCUGAUCUAUUCCGCACACAUCUUUGUCUACAUACACAUACAUAUGUAGUUCAUUUGGCAUUAAUUUGGCUGCUCACGGUCGUCGACCAGCAGACUGUGCGGGCGUUUAUUUGCGAAUUCUAUGAACGUGAAACAGGCCCGCCCGCCCACAGGCUGAGGCGAACAUUUUCUGGAGAAUUUCGAAUCAUUCGUGUUUUCGGAGUUGAAUUGUGCGGCCGCAAUUUUCUUCAUCCAUUUCCACAUAAAUGUUUAACGCAUCUUUGAACGUACAUACAUACAUACAUAUAUACUCCGUCGCAUUGUGUGUGUGAUCGCACCACGCGUGUUGAUACAAUUUAACAAACGCAAAUCGCAAAAAUAAACAUUUUGAAUAAAUAAAUACGAACACAAUUACUUAAAAAUGUCUUCGGGUGAAACACAAAACAAUGGCAAAAAAAGAAACAAAGGCAGAGGCAGAGGCAGUGAGGGAAUGUACGCGCCAACAUUAGUGAGAGCAAUUAAAUCUGUUCGAUUUGAUUUGGCAACAAAUCGUUGGCCGCUAAUGGCUGCCUUCAUCGUCGUCAUCAUCGCCAGCUGUUUUUGUUGUUGCGGCGUAAUGGCUGCAUCUGGCGCGCCGGCGGCGGAGGUGAGAUAUCAGUGCGCCUUCAUCGACACCAUCAAUGUGACCGGCACUCCCUGGGCGUAUGAGCAACCGCCAAUCUACGACACUGCCGCAGUAACCAAUGGCCAAAGCAACAACAACGUGACAAAUAGUGUAAACAUCAACACUACCAUCGCGGACGGCAAUCGUCAGGAGCAUAUCGACAACAACAACAACAACAACAGCAACACCGCAUUUAUACGCAGUCUCGGCAUCAAAGCCAUUCCGCGCGAACUGAUUGCUGCCUAUGAUUUUAUCAUCCAAGAUGGGGUGCGUGUGCAGGUGGAGCGUCAUCUGCGCGCCUGCAUUUGCAAACUGAAGCCCUGCAUACGCUUCUGCUGCCAGGAGGGCUACUACUAUGACACGGCUAGCAAGUCAUGCCUGUCCAUUGCGCGCCUCAUCGAUGCCGCCGACGACGUCUUCAAUGACAGCCAAUACAGCGUAGCGUUCGAGUUGACCGGCCUGGAUCACAACGAGGUGGCGGUGCUGGGGGCGAACGGCAGGUCGCGUUUGGUUAAGACAGCGCAGCAUUUUAUUGUGUAUAUCAGCGUGCCGUGUCAGCGGAUGCGCUUCGUGCCAAGGAAUGGCGAGUUGGUGUCUUGGACGCUGUUCGAGAAUGGCACCAUUGCGCACGGGAAUUACAUAGUCUCGAACUACUACUGCUACACGCCACACCAGCGGGACAACUCCACUUGGAAUUGGCAGCCACUGACAUGUGUACCCAAAAAAUUGGCUUUCGUCUUAGGCACUAAAGAAUGGACCUACGCAAUUUGCUUAAUUCUUUCCGUCAUCUGUAUGAGCAUCAUCCUUUUUGUCUAUCUCUUUUGCACCGAUAUACGCAAUACCUUCUAUGGCGUCGCCAUCAAAGUCUACGCGCUGUGCGUCAUCAUCGGCUAUUCGCUUUUGGCUCACCUCACACUCACAGAUCCAGCCACGUUUUCCAAGCUGGCCUGCAUUAAUCUACGAGCCUGCGUUAUCCUCUACUUGGUCCUAUCCUUCUACGUGCUGAGCUUUAUGAGCUUCAAUUUCUACAUGCAUUUCCAUGGCAUCAUUCUGUCGCGUCUAAUGUUUUGGCUUAUAUUCUUCCCCAUAACCUUGGUGGCCGUAGGUUGGUCGAUCUUUGCGGCCAACAAUCUAUAUGACAUUAGCAGCGACACCUGCUGGUUCGAUCCGCGCAACUGGUCCAUUAUGAUUUACUAUUAUGCGCCAAUUUUCAUCGCCUGUGUGUUGACCUUAUUUUUCUAUAUUCUCACAUUGAUUCAUAUCAGUGAGCGUCGCGAUUUCAAUAUACGCAAAGCCACAGAGUCACUGGAGGAAAAUCGCUUCAAAUCAUUCUGGAAGUUCUUCAGCUACACCUUCCUGGUCUUUCUGGUCUGUGUAACUUCGUUCGCCAUCAACUACUACCGCGAGGAAUGGACUCACAUUAACUAUGCGGUCUGUCUGUUCAUCGCAUUUCACGGCUUCGGCGGUUUGUACGCCUUGAUUGGCAAAAAUCAGCAGGUACAGAAUUUUCUGCGACGCAUCGAGGAGGAUGUAAGUAGCGAUGACGACGAUAUGACGGAGAGUGCGGUGCCCAUGUCGGGAUUCUAAUAACUUUCCCUCUGCUGCUGGAGCAUAUUAUUUGUUAUGAAAGUUAUAUAAGCUAUUAUCAUAUUAAGUGCAUAUAAAUAUAUUUGAUAGAGUUAAGUUUAAAAAGGUAUAAAAAAAACCAGUUAUUGUAGUGUACAUUUAAAAAUUAGUAUACACACCUUUUGUGUGUCCCGCGAACUUCCGCGCCUAUUACCUUCCAUUA
Rhagoletis zephyria (snowberry fruit fly) is the source of this 2688-nucleotide messenger RNA. It is a transcript of the gene mthl8, whose product is annotated as methuselah-like 8. Gene Ontology annotation, molecular function: G protein-coupled peptide receptor activity. Gene Ontology annotation, cellular component: plasma membrane. Lineage: Eukaryota; Metazoa; Arthropoda; Insecta; Diptera; Tephritidae. The record is from RefSeq and is a predicted model, not a curated record. Gene Ontology annotation, biological process: G protein-coupled receptor signaling pathway.